This is a messenger RNA of Gasterosteus aculeatus aculeatus (three-spined stickleback), 3088 nucleotides long. RefSeq names its product gap junction protein alpha 1b (gene gja1b). Gene Ontology annotation, cellular component: connexin complex. Gene Ontology annotation, molecular function: gap junction channel activity. The record is from RefSeq and is a predicted model, not a curated record. Lineage: Eukaryota; Metazoa; Chordata; Actinopteri; Perciformes; Gasterosteidae. Gene Ontology annotation, biological process: cell communication by electrical coupling; cell-cell signaling; heart development.
UAACUUCUCUGACGGGACACUUAUAAAGGAAGUUUGACAAGUUGUCCUCAGUCUCUCUCUCUGCUGCCAGCGCUCGGAUUUCAACUCGGUCCGUCCGGCGGCUUCUUCCCCCUGCGAGGCUCCUCCGCAGCUAACGCCCCCUGACGAUGGGGGACUGGAGCGCUCUGGGCCGUCUCCUGGACAAGGUCCAGGCCUACUCCACCGCCGGCGGCAAAGUCUGGCUGUCGGUCCUCUUCAUCUUCCGCAUCCUGGUCCUGGGCACGGCGGUGGAAUCCGCCUGGGGAGACGAGCAGUCGGCCUUCAAAUGCAACACCCAGCAGCCCGGUUGUGAGAACGUGUGCUACGACAAAUCCUUCCCCAUCUCCCACGUCCGCUUCUGGGUCCUCCAGAUCAUCUUCGUGUCCACGCCCACGCUCCUCUACCUGGCUCACGUCUUCUACUUGAACCGGAAGGAGCAGAAGUUCAACAGGAAGGAGGAGGAGCUCAAGGCCGUGCAAAACGAUGGCGGCGACGUUGACAUCCCGCUGAAGAAGAUCGAGAUGAAGAAGCUGAAGUACGGCAUCGAGGAGCACGGCAAGGUGAAGAUGAAAGGGGCCCUGCUCAGAACCUACAUAGUCAGCAUUUUCUUCAAGUCCAUGUUCGAGGUGGGCUUCCUGGUGAUCCAGUGGUACAUCUACGGGUUCAGCCUCUCUGCGGUCUACACCUGCGAGAGGGACCCGUGCCCACACCGGGUAGACUGCUUCCUGUCGCGUCCCACGGAGAAGACGGUGUUCAUCAUCUUCAUGCUGGUGGUCUCCCUGGUGUCCCUGAUGCUCAACAUCAUUGAGCUUUUCUACGUCUUUUUCAAGAAUAUCAAAGAUCGCGUGAAGGGCAAACAGCCGCCCAUUCUCUACCCCAGUGGGGGCACGCUAAGCCCCACCCCUAAGGAGAUGUCCACCACCAAGUACGCCUACUACAACGGCUGCUCCUCCCCCACGGCGCCGCUGUCGCCCAUGUCCCCCCCGGGCUACAAGCUGGCCACGGGGGAGCGGGGCACCGGCUCGUGUCGCAAUUACAACAAGCAGGCCACCGAGCAGAACUGGGCCAACUACUCCACGGAGCAGCACCGGCUCGGCCAGAACGGCGGAGGAAGCACUAUUUCAAACUCCCACGCUCAAGCCUUCGACUUCCCGGACGACACCCAGGAGCACAAGAAGCUGCCGUCGGCGGCGGGACACGAGAUGCAGCCGCUGGCGCUGAUGGACGUCAGGCCCUGUAGCCGGGCCAGCAGCCGCAUGAGCAGCCGACCCAGGCCAGACGACCUGGACGUGUAAGCCCCGCCCCCCCUCCUCCUGCCAGCUCCGCUCUGAAUGACAGGAGGCGGGGCUAACCCCAAUCACUGUCUUCAGCAUAGAGACAUUAAAACUUGUUACGUAACACUGUCAAAAAGGUACAAGUUGUAAGUGUUUUUUUCCCCUUUUCUUAAUGACUUUAACCGUAACCUUAGGGGGGGGGGGGGGUGGGGGGGCGGGCGCCCCAGUUGACGUGGCCGCUCUGGUUUUAAGUUGCCGUGGAUCCGGUUUCCAUAGUUUCUGCUCUUCUUCCUGGUGGCAGCAUUCUUACUAACCACUGUCAGAGAGGUGGGGGCUUUUUAGGCUUUUUAGUUCUUUUGUUUGUUUUUUCAACCAUGUCACCAGAUAGAAAAGGAAAGGAAAAUGUUCAGUUGUAAGAAUCAAACAAGUCGCCACAGCCCUCGACGUCCCAAGUAAUAGACGCCACACAUUUUGCAAUUUAAAAGGGUCAUGAGAAAGUUGUUCCCCCCCCGAGGAGAUAGGAGGUCAACUCAGAGCGAAAAGCGACUAAGCGUUGGCCUCAUUGGCAAUGAUCACUUAAUAAUGAGCCGUGUCCCAGUCAGCAGGGAGGAUGAAGUGAGAAAACAGAGUUUAAUAGUUACAUUGAGUUGAGCUGCUGUUAAAAGCAGAUCCUUAAUCGACAUUUUUAAAAACACUUUCUUCUGUUUUCCAUCUCACUCCGGAACCGUCGGCUCACAUGACAGUAGCUCAACAGGUGGGAGAGCGCUUAAUAUCUGUUGUAGUGAAUAUUUAUUGCUUGGCAUAUUGAGGACAGCCACCACUAAGAGGAGCAUUUGACUACUAUCAGUAUCACGCAGCCACAGCAAACAUCUCAUCGACUCCCCACAAACUGUAUUUAUUCACAGUAAACAUUUCCUCUUAGGUCACUUUGUCCGUCAGUGUGCACCGUUGUUUCCUGAUAAACUUUGAAUUUAUGUGGUGUAUUGUUUGUGUGUGUUUGAGAGAGGGUGGUCGGGGGGGUCGGGGGGUCAGGCUGCUGUGUGCUUUCACACGGCUUCCAUAAAGAACGGCUUUCUUACUGUGUUUACUUUUCUUUGCAUCUUUUGCGGCUGUAGAAGGAUUUAUCUGCGUUUUACAUAUUUGGGUGAAAGAUCCUUUUUUCCCGUUCUGUAGGUAUUGUUUUCUUUGUUCAGAUGUAACCGUUGCUGCUUGAGAAAUAGAUAUUUAGUACUGUAAAUCAAGCUAACUGUCAGAAUAAAAAUGUGAGUUUUAGAAGACUGCUUAUAGAUCUGGACUAAUAUUUAGUCAGUUAUGUUCAAAUGUAUGCCAAUGUAGUAGUUACCAAACACUAAUUUGGGCCUUUCUUCCCUUUCUUCUCUUGUCAUUUCUAAAAAGAUAUUUAACUCGUGCAUCGUUUUGUUGGUACUUACAUGUGUCAUGGAUCUUUCUGCUACAAUGGCAUUUGCACUGAGAUCUUGGUGGUAGAGAUGUAAUAUGAAGCACACAGUUAGUGGAGAAAGAGUUUUCUGAUACACUUGUUACUAAUUUAUUUUAUAACACAGAAAUCACUACAGUGCGUAACAUCAGACAUCCGGCCACUGGUUUCAUCGGCUGGUUCUGGGACAGAUGUCUUCCACUGACAGGAGCAGGAGCAAUUUGUCAUUUGUUGCCGAAAUUCAAUGCUAAUCCGAGGGGAUCCACUGUUGUACAGUGUAAGUUCAUGAUAGCAAGACAAAAAAAUCAUUAAUUCUAUCUGUGAAAAGCUAUUUUAACCAAUAAAUGUGUUUUCUGUCUCA